AAUGCACUGCAGUCCAUUUCCUGUGUGUCCUCUGCCUUAGAAGUAGUCAAAGGAAUUAGAUUUGGCUUAAGUCAAUGUGGGCCUGUCCGUUUUUAAAUGUGAUUUGCCAGGGUUUGCAUUGGCUUGCUAUUGGAUUACAGUGGCUGCCUGUGACAUGGCUGGAUAUUGUCACAGGGCAAGGACAAGGACAAGGAGCAAGGGUGGCACAUAAAUCAAUCACUCACACACACGCACACACAUCUGUACACACUGCACUCUCAAAAUCGCCAGCUAUGAAAACUUCUCAAGGAUGUCAUGGGAUUGUAACUGCAAAUGGGACAUUUGUCCUGCAGUAAAUGCUCCAGUCUACCCAACCUGGCUGAAGAACGUAGCUUCAUGCAACUUCAUGCCUCCAUGGCUCCUGUGAUGUUCACCCUCAGGCGCCUCUCUUUCCAAGCACAGAGCACCAGGAAGUGUGGAUGAGGGGAUGGACGGAGCAAAUCACGCUGUUGGGCAGAGGAUGGAUGGAAGGUGGGGAGGGGGAGAGGACGCGCUCGGUGGCUGGAGUGGUGGAGCAACAGGAGUGGGGGGGGUUGAUGGGUAGGAAGGCGAAGGGAGGGGAGGCGGUCUCUCGUUAUUUUGAGCCCAUUGUGUCUACUUCCUGUGGGUCAGAGGUUAUUGGAGCAGGGUGUUGCAGACCGCUGCCUGCCUGAGGAAGGGUGCCAGACAGAGAGCAACAACACGGGCGACGGCGGACCGCAGAGCCUGCUCACUCGUUUCUUUCUCGGUAACUAGCGAGCUCGUUUGUAAACCAACAGAGGCAUGGAAAAAGCGGUGGUUUAUGCUUCGGAGUGGGCGACUGACCGGGGACCCAGAUGUUCUGGAGUACUACAAGAAUGACCACGCCAAGAAGCCCAUCCGCGUAAUAGACCUGAACCUGUGUGAACAGGUGGACGCGGGGCUCACCUUCAACAAGAAGGACCUGGAGGGCAGCUUCAUCUUCGACAUCAAGACCAUCGACAGGGUCUUCUACCUGGUGGCUGACACCGAGGAGGACAUGAACAAGUGGGUGCGCUGCAUCUGCGACAUCUGCGGAUUCAACCCCACAGAAAGCGACGACCCGGCGAAGCUGGUGCAGCAGUCGGGGGGUGGGGGGCUGGAUGUGGCCCUGAGUUCGUCGUCACUGGGGGGGCUCAGCCACUCGGUCCUGACCAGCGUGCCCCCCCCUUACCAGCCAGUUAGCGUGAGCCACCUGGAGUCCUCCUCCAGCCUAGACGAACCACAGGACUACCUCUGGCUGUCCAACUGUGAAAGCAAGAAGCCAGAGACAAGCAGGUCGUAUGGUGACUGCUCCAAGUCCACGUCCUCAGAGCCUGACUGCAACGACAACCUGCCUCUGCACCGCACCCCCCCGACCGCUUGCUCGUCGGCCAAGCACACGUCUGUCAACGGCUUCUUCUCAUCGCAUUCGCACUCGCACUCGCACUCGCACUCGCACUCACUCUCGCACCCCUCCUCCGCCUCCUCUGCCGCCGCCCUGUACGACUCCCCGCCCUCGCGCCACGGCCCCUGCCUGCCCCCAGCUACCGACCCCAGCGGGCUCUACCAGCUGCCACGCAGCCGCUCCCAGGACACGGUGAUGCCCCCGCCGUCGCGCUCGGCCUCGGAGAGUGAAGCCGGCGAGCUAUACGUCUUCAACACGCCGGGCCGCAAGCCCUCACUGGAGGCCCAGAUGCGCAACUUGACAUGCUAUGACAUCCCGCCGACCCCCGGCAGCGGCUGCUCCUCCUACCUGCCCUGGAGCAUGAGUGGAGGAGGCGGGGAGCGGGGAGGAGGAGGUGGUGGCGGGAAGGAGCCUCUCGGAGGAGGGGAGGUGGUGCCCCCGCCACGCCCGCCCAAACCUUCGCUCUCGUCAUCCAUGGCGACGAUGCCGGCUGGGGGGCCACCGGAGAGAUCGCCCACAGAUACCUACGCAGUCCCGCGCUCCGUCUCUGAGACGGACGGGAACUACUGCGUGCCGACCAGCGCAGGAAACAAGGCGCUGCGCAGCAACACCAUCGGUCCCGUUGACUCGUCACGCCUCCGCAAAGAUUGUGGAUCCCAGGACUGCUACGACAUCCCGAGACCCUUUGCAUCAGACAAAGGUGGCUCAUUUGAGUUCAAUGAAAGUCUGAGCAAUUACUUUAAAAACAAAGGCAUGAUGCCUGUUAGUAGCACUUCCACAGAGGAGGUGGACGAAAACUACGUACCCAUGAGCGCCAACUCGCCCUCCCACCGGCGCUCGGGCAGCCUGUCCGAGCCCAUCCAGGAGCCCAACUACGUGCCCAUGACCCCGGGCACCGCGGAGUUCUCAUCUCUGGGCAAACAGGUGCCCCCGCCAGCCCACAUGGGCUUCCGCUCCAGCCCCAAGACGCCCCCACGAAGACCCAUGCCCCUGGCCGAGUGCCAGCCACCCCCUGUGGACCGGCAGCCACCCCCUGUCGACCGCAACCUCAAACCAGACCGCAAAGGUCAGAGCCCUAAGGUAAUAAGAGCUAAGCCAGUCGGUCUUGAGCGAACCGACUCUCAAACCAUAGGUGAAUUCCCAAGACGCCGCAAGGCCAAACCGGCCCCUUUGGAGAUUAAGCCACUGUCGGAGUUGGAGGAAUUCAUAGCGCCCGUCCGCUCACCGGUCACCAGGUCCUUCGCCAGGGAUUUCUCCAGGUUCCCCAUGCCUCCAAGACCCCCAUCGGUGCAAAGCACUGCCUCCAGCACCGAUUCCGAGGAGUGUGAUGAGAAUUAUGUAGCCAUGCAAACAUCUAGUAUGUCUUCAGAUGAACCAAACCUUAAGCUGAGCGCUCAGAUGAACACAGAUGGAGGCAGCAGCCCAAUGGUGCCGCUCAAAGGAGAUAAGCAGGUGGAGUACCUGGACUUGGAUCUGGACCCUGGAAAAUCCACUCCCCCGCGGAAGAAAAAGAGCAACGGGAUGGGGGCAGCUGUGUCGGACGAGCGUGUGGACUACGUGGUGGUGGACCAGCAGCGAACGCUGGCCCUCAAGAGCACUAGAGAGGCAUGGACUGAUGGCAGACAGUCCACUGAGACCGACACCCUGACCAAAGGACCCAAAUAAACGCUUGCCACCUCUACAGACACUCGCCCCAGUUCCCACUCUUCCCCCUCUCUCCUUUCUCCUCACAGAGUCACCUCUCUGGGCCUAGGAGCUUAGGGGGCUGUGCCAUGGACUUGGACACAAUUCUUCCCUUCUCGCUAGAACCCCUCUCUUCACAAGGGAUAGAGAGUAAGAGAUGGAGAAGUAGAGCACGUCAGUGCCCUAGAUACUAGACUGUGCCCCGCCCUUGAGGCCUGUAGUUUACACUGCCACCUGUCUGGAGACAGAGCACACCCUCCAAAGGAUUUGGGAGGAUCCCUGCUUAGCGUUGCUCUCUAGACCCUUGAGGAUCUGGAAUUCUCUGUUUUGUAGGGCAAAGAGGACCUGUGAAAGCUCACAGGAUAUGAAGCCCCGUAGGACACUUGCGCUGGAACCACCCAUGCAGUGAAAUAUGUUUUCUUUACGGAUUUCAUUUUUUUUGAUUAUCUUGCCAAAAUCUGACGGCGUGAACACCACUGCCCAUAGUUCGUAAGAAAAAUUUGGUGUUUAAAAAAAAUGAAAAGAAAGAUUGUCCUUUUUGGCGUCCAUUUAUACUGAACCAUGUUCUGGGGUCAGAACACUUUACUAUGUUAAAGCGUUCUUUAGGUGUACUGCCUUAAUUAUAUCAGUGAAAAAAUCUACAAUUUUCUGCUAGGAGCAUUCCAUGAAAUAUCCUGACCCUGAGAAGCUAACUCUGUACCAAACAUGAUGAUGCAGAUGAUUUUUGGAUCAUUUUUUUGUUUUCUGCUUGUUUGGAGUUCUUGAGUGCUCCUUCAUGUGAUGUUUCAAACUUCAAACCGUGAAUGAGAUUGUGUCAUUUCACUCAGUCCUGCGAUCGGGGCACACACAAGACAAAUUCAACUGGACAGCACCCGGUCAGAGUCAUAAACGACUCAGUUGAGUUGCCUAAUCAAAGCAUCAUUAAGAUCAUUCAACCAAAUCUGCAAAUCUGAAGGAAUUCCGUUCACUGAUUCACACAGAUCAAGUGCUUCUUACCCCUGGCAGCGGAAAUGCAGAUGGACUGCGUGAUGUGUAUUUGAUAUGGUGUGUAUAUUUUUUUUCAAAGUGUCCUUUGACUUGUGUUUAUAUCCAGGAUGUAAAAGCUUUUGUGUAGAUUCUUCAGGAUAGAAAUCUGGACCUUCUGAGAUGGCUAUCAAGAACUACACUAUGAUGGGUGACAUGAGGUAUUGGAAUCAAUAACUGUGACUGCUACUAUUGGAAGCUGAUGCUUUCUGAUAGCUAUGGAAGGUAUCAUACUAAAGAAUAAGAUAAAGAAGUCAGGUACUCAUUUAAUUACUUAACACAGCUAUCCAUUUCUAAUUUAUUUUUUUGUCGUUUCAUCACUAGGUUGAUUGAUUUUUGCCUCAUAAUGCUUAUUGCUUUAAAGUGUUUUUUGUAGUUUAUUUGCAUAAUUGUGAUGAUUAUUAUUAGACACUUGUUUAAAAUGCCUUUCCCAAGAUGCAUUUUCCCUUCUCAACUUUUCACUCCCACUUUCCUCAAACUGGCUUGUUGGAUUUAUUUUCUCACCAUUAACUUAUUUCAAAUGGAGUUUCCACCACUCUCUGAAGACUAUUUGCCUUAUCAAGUGUAUUUGUAUGUUGUAAAUAAGACUGAUCAUGGUAUUUCAGCUCGUACUGUUUCUGAUUAAUAGGUUUUACUAACUUUCGACUCAUGAAUCCCAGUUGAGGGUGCUACGCUGUUGAGGGCUCCCAUGCUGUAAAUAUUUCCGCAAAAAUUUUCAAGCAUGCUCCCACUGAAUAAAAUUUAAAACACUGAUGCUUAUACUGUUGUUUCUGUGCUACUUAAAUGUUCUCUCUCCUCAAGUGGAAUGGUGUCGAAGUGAACCUGGAGGAUCUUAAAGCUUUGUAUCUUUUUUAAUGAAUCAAACAGAAAAGUACAUUUGAAAAUGAACUAAAUAAAACCUACCUUUAUGCAAGUGC
This is a messenger RNA of Clupea harengus (Atlantic herring), 5046 nucleotides long. RefSeq names its product GRB2-associated binding protein 1 (gene gab1). Lineage: Eukaryota; Metazoa; Chordata; Actinopteri; Clupeiformes; Clupeidae. Gene Ontology annotation, cellular component: cytoplasm. Gene Ontology annotation, molecular function: signaling adaptor activity. Gene Ontology annotation, biological process: signal transduction. Bases 821 to 3088 code for a protein of 755 amino acids. The record is from RefSeq and is a predicted model, not a curated record. The transcript has 11 exons.